AUGAAGUUUGGAAAGGUUUUUAAGAAACAAAAGGUACCUGAAUGGACUGAGGCCUAUGUGGAUUACAGUGGACUUAAACACAUACUGCUAGAGAUCCGUCGAUUGAGACUAAGUAAUCAACCCGGAACUCCCUCCAGACCUGUUUAUCAGAGAGCCUUCAGUGGUCUUAAUCGACAAGCGAGUUGUAAUGGAGGCUCAGGGGAUUUGGAGAACCAAGUGAUCAAUGUUACUACCGUGCCACAGCAGAAUUCUGGGAGGUUGUACAAUACGGAAGUGCUUGUGUCCCCUGGAGAAGGAGGGGGAGAAAGUGAGAUCAGUUUCUUCAAGAAACUUGAUGAUGAGCUCAACAAGGUGAAUUCUUUCUACAAGGAGAAGGUGGAGGAAGUCACAAAAGAAGCCGCUUCCUUGAACAAACAGAUGGAUGCUCUCAUUGCUUUGCGUAUUAAAGUGAUGGAUGCAUAUAAGCAUGUUUCGAGCUCUCCAAAGCAUCUCCCCGUGAACACAAAUGAUUCUGCAAGUUCUAAGGUUAGCUCUCCAGGUGAAACUGGGAAUGCAGAGUCGGAGAGAAACAUUUCAGCAUCCGAAGUGGAACUACAACCGUCAAACAAUGAUGGAGUGGGAGGCUGUUCUUCGAGAGGGAAGGAACAUAUGAGAGAAGAUCAACAUUCUUCUCUAGAAAUACUUGAUAGAGUAAAAAUUACAAAUACAUUUGAAACUCCAAUGUCAACCAUUAAAGGUGUGUUGCUGGAUGAGAAAGUGAAGGAUUUGAGUUUUAAUAAGGAUGAGCUAAAAGAAGUAGAGGAAAGGCUGAAAAUUAUAUUCUCUGAGUUUUAUCGGAAGCUUCAACUUCUCAAAAACUUCAGUUUCAUGAACCUCUCAGCAUUUUCCAAGAUAUUAAAGAAGUAUGAGAAGGUCACAUCAAGGGGUGCAGCAAGGUCAUAUAUGAGAACUGUAGACAAUUCGUACCUCGGAAGCUCUGAUGAAGUAAAUAAUCUCUUGGACAGGGUGGAGGCAACCUUUAUUAAACAUUUUGCCAGUUUAAAUCGCCGAAAGGGUAUGAAAUUCCUGAGGCCAAAACGCAAAACAGAAAAGCAUCGCAUAACAUUCUUUUCAGGCUUCUUUACUGGUUUCACAAUUGCUCUGGUGAUUGCUGUUAUCUUCCUUAUAGAAGCCAAAAAGUUAGUAGAUAAAAAGGAAGGCAGCCUGUAUAUAACCAAUAUUUUUCCACUUUACAGUUUUUACAUCUAUAUUAUUCUUCACGUGCUCCUGUAUGCUGCAAAUAUAUAUUUCUGGAAACGCUACAGGAUCAACUACCCUUUUAUAUUUGGUUUUAAACAAGGAACUGAAUUAGGUUACCGGGAAGUAUUUCUCCUUGGUAGUGGAUUGUCGAUGCUUUCUCUUGCCACUUUGGUCGUGCAUUUGCAUAUGAGGCUGGAUUCAGGAGCUCAAGUUCAGAAUAAAUAUGCGGAAUACAUCCCACUAGGCCUGAUCUCUGUUGUCCUCCUCAUUAUGUUCAGCCCUUUCAACAUCAUAUAUCGUUCAAGUCGUUUAUUCCUAAUUAAAAGUGUCUUUCGGUGCAUCUGUGCUCCUCUGUACGAGGUUACGCUCCCAGAUUUUUUUGUGGGGGACCAGCUUACUAGCCAGAUACAAGCCAUAAGAAGCUUCGAAUAUUACAUAUGUUACUAUACGUAUGGAAAAUCUCAAAGACAAAAGAAGUGUGAUAUUCGCAACGCCUACACAGUUUUCUAUUUCAUUGUUGCAGUGAUACCAUAUUGGCUACGGUUCCUUCAGUGUGUUCGCCGACUUUGUGGAGAGAGAGACUUCAUACAUGCAAUUAAUGGUUUGAGAUACUUCUCAACAAUCAUAGCAGUUGUCAUGAGAACAGCCUUUGAACUGAGAAAGAAACUGAGCUGGAAAAUAUUGGCCGUAGUGAGCUGGCCAAUAGCAACCAUGAUGAAUACGUAUUGGGACAUUGUAAUGGACUGGGGGCUACUUCAACGAAAAUCAAAGAACUUGUUUUUGAGAGAUAAGCUUGUGAUUACCCACAAGAGUGUUUAUUUUGCAGCUAUGGUAUUGGAUGUUCUUCUGAGAUUCGCUUGGGUGGAGCUGCUAUUUCCGAUGAAUUUGCACUCCCUACGAGGAACUACGAUUGCAGCCACAUUUGCUUGCUUAGAAAUCAUUCGUCGUGGUAUGUGGAACUUCUUCAGGUUGGAAAAUGAACAUCUGAACAAUGUUGGCAAGUACAGAGCAUUCAAAUCAGUCCCACUUCCUUUCAGUUACGAUGACGAGACAGACGAGAACGAUGAAAAGGAUGAUUGA
Messenger RNA from Oldenlandia corymbosa var. corymbosa, 2319 nucleotides. The record is from the annotation of a GenBank genome assembly. NCBI's taxonomy places the organism in Eukaryota, Viridiplantae, Streptophyta, Magnoliopsida, Gentianales, Rubiaceae.